AGAAGAAGAAACCGAAGAAGAAGAAGAAGCAGCAGGCGGAAACAUGGCUGCCCUCAGUGCUGUACUGCGCUUAUUUCGCUCAUGUCAUGGAGUGAGACCUGUGGAUUUUGAUGCUAGAACCGUUUUACGUGGUGUUAAGCGGCUGUCUUGUAGUUUAUCCUCAGUGGACAAUACUGACGGGGUUAAAAAAGCCCAGUUCACGGAUGCUGAAGUUCAAGACAUUUUGACAAGAAUCACAAGUUUGGAUUUGAAUAAAGUGUUUCGUCCGCUUAAACAGGAGCUAAAACCACCAAAGUAUAAACUUCUGACUGACGCUCAGUUAGAGGAGGCUGUGUGGAAGGCAGAGGAACAGGCCCAGAGGUUGCUGAAGAUGCCCCCAGUUUUACCAGAAAGGCAACCCAUUGAGGAUGUCCUGUGUGAGGAUAAGAUACUGGAAGGCAUGGACACGGCCAAAUACGUCUUCACAGACAUCACCUACAACAUCCCACACCGAGAGCGGUUUAUUGUGGUGAGAGAGCCGAGUGGGGUGCUGCGCAAAGCAUCAUGGGAGGAAAGAGACCGACUCAUACAGGUUUACUUCCCCAGGGAGGGCCGCAAGCUCACAGCGCCACCUGUCUUUAAAGAAGAAAACCUCAAGGUCUUGUUCGGGCAAAACAGACACGAGGAGGUUCUGAACUACUGCCUGGUCCAGUUUGAACCCGACUCUGCAGAUUUCAAGCGGGUACACACACUGACCUACGAGGACAUCGAGAAAUACGGGAAAUAUGACCUUCUCAGAUCCACGUGUUUAUUUGGAGGUGUUGUGUGGCACCUCGUCAGCAGCCGCAGAAUAGACGGACUGUUGCUGGACAUGCUGCAGAGAAACCGGCUACAGGAUGCAGUGGAUUUAGUGCAUCUGUUUAAUCUGGUGCAUCCUCAGAGUGAUGUGGCUUUACAGAGCCAACAAGCCACAGGCAUCGACCUGCUCAAGGUCUAUGCUGAUUGUGAGUCUCAGAAGCCUGCAAUAAAGUUGGCUUUGCAGUCAUACGAACAGGCGAUGGCAGUGAACUCUGCUUAAAUUGAAACUGUACCAAAGUGCGGCAUCAUGUGAGACAUCACUAUGUAUUGUACAAUAAGACGUUUUGUAAUACUACAACUGCACAGAAUAUUGCAAAUUGAUUAUUGUUCUUGUGUAACACUGUGUGUUAAUAAACUCUCAGCUAUGUGAA
Pangasianodon hypophthalmus (striped catfish) is the source of this 1208-nucleotide messenger RNA. It is a transcript of the gene mrps22, whose product is annotated as mitochondrial ribosomal protein S22. The record is from RefSeq and is a predicted model, not a curated record. Lineage: Eukaryota; Metazoa; Chordata; Actinopteri; Siluriformes; Pangasiidae. Gene Ontology annotation, cellular component: mitochondrial small ribosomal subunit. Gene Ontology annotation, molecular function: structural constituent of ribosome. The transcript has 8 exons. Bases 44 to 1057 code for a protein of 337 amino acids.